GUUACAUUGCUUUGAUUUUUAUGCUAAAUUAAAAAAAAUGUAAUCACAGAAAUCUACAGUUGGCACUUCAGUUGUCAAGUUAGCCACUAGAUGCUGCUGUUUCCUUAUUUAUGUGAUAGUGCUGCAGUUGAGCUGUAAGAGCUGAAGUUUAUGGUGCUCGUGCUGCCUUUGCAAAGCAAAUUUGAGUUUUAUGCAAAUUUGUUGUUAUUUUCCACUUAUCCUUGUUGGCAUCUAGCUGUGCUGAUUCACUGUAGCUCAGGUUUUACCUUUGAGGGUUUGAGAUACCAUCUUGAACUUUCUGCUGUCACCUCAGUACAAAGGAGGUGAAUUGAAUUUCAUCUGUGGCACCAGUUUGUAAAACACAAGAGCAACAUGCCUCACCAGAAAGACUGCCGUUUCAGAGGUGACUGUAUAUCACUGUGAUGAGGAUACAUACCAACAACUUUCUCUACUUCUGUUGAUUAAAUUUCCCUUUAAACAAAUUACCCCCAUAGUUUCAGUGUAUCCACUUGGAAGUAAAACAACAUGCACACUGAAGUGAUGAGAGACCUAGUUAGAUCCUUAGUGUAUACUUUUACUUUUUGUACUUCUUGCAUGGUUUCUUUAUAUGAAAAUUUCAUUCAGGACAGAUUAUCUAUAUUUGACCUUGAGAAUUUUUCAUUUUCAUGUUUUUGGUAAAUUGGACUUCCACACACUACAGUACCUGCUGAGUCUGAUUCCUCUUAUGUGCAAAUGUGUUUUUCUACAAUCCAGGAUGAUCCAUCCCUCUUAUGUACUUUACAUUCAGUAUGUUAAAAAAAUAUGCAAAGAUUGAGCUGAUGUCACCCAGCAGGACAUCACGCUCUUCACUACUGGACUUCUCUUACUGGAUGACUCUUUCAUUCCUUCCUUUUCCUGCCAGUUAGCAUUGUCAAACAUUUAGUUAAAAAUUAAUAGGGUCUGAAAGUCCUCAGGCCAUCAGUUUUUUUACUUGUCCAUUUGUUUAGACGUUACUGAUUAAACACAGCAUACGCUUCUCUUUAGGAGGAUGGACAAAAGCAAAUGUGUAAUGUAAAAGCAAAGUCUAUUAUACCUUUUUUCCUCAGCUUUAGAUCUAUGUUAUACUACUUAACCCAGCUCUUGGUAUGUCAAACAAACAGUGAGCACUUGUCACCUGUUCACCUCUUCUCCUCUCAGUCACGCUGUGGACGUGAUAGGAGUGGCAGUUUUGGUUACUGGAAAGCAUGACUCACGUUAUUAACCCGUUUAUCCACUUUUUAAGAACUUGUCAGCUGAUUAAAUUAACACUUUUAUUUCUGCAUAUUUUUAGGUGUGCAUGUGUAACUUCCAAAUUUAGCAGAUUUUAUGAUAGCAAUCACAUUCUAGGCUAGUUUAGCCAGUGAAUGUCUGCAAUUUGAAGAGGAAGUUAAAAUGCUGAUAUGAUCAGAUGUUUGCUGCUCAACCAUAUGACCAACAAAUAUUUUUAUAUCUGUUUUGUAAAAUCGUUGUGAGAGUGGAGCUGGAUAUAUAUGCUUGCCUGGGAAAUGUCAUUAGUGUUUAAAGUUAUACUGUAAACCCAUACAAUAAGAUGCACAGGACCAUGAUGCCUUUGUAUCACAUUGCUGAGAUUUAUGCUUGAUUAAGAUACAAAUGAGUGGAGAGUCACCGCUGGAUGAACACGGUCCUCUGCUCAUUGUUUUCAGUUCAUGCACCUUAUCUCAUAGCCUGGCUGUUGACAGAAGAUAAUGUGUAUCGCUGCUGGCUUGCAUCAAUACCUGCUGUUUGCUCAUGUCAUUUGAAGUGCUGUAUAAAUCAAGCGCCACACAACAGGCUGGCGUGCGCACACAGUGGAAAAGGUGUGGUCAUGGCUGUUGAUUAUAUGGAAGAAUGGACUGAACAUGAGACAGAGAGGGAAACAGGGAGUGGAGGGACAGACAGAAUCAGAGCGCUGAAGGAAUUUGUGGGAAAUCUAGCUGAAAACUUAAAGUGAGUCAGCCUGCGAAGGUAAAAAGCGUUGUUGUAUUGUCUUUUGAAAAGAAACAGUUCUCAAAUCAGCUUGUAGCUUGAAAAAAAAAGCAAAUUCUCAGUGUAUUUUAGAUAUGUAUUCAUAUAUUUUGGUAAUAUAUGUGUUUCUUGUUCCUUAACAUUUUAAUGACCAAUAUUCCUCAAACAAAAGUUAUGUUCUACGAACAAAUUGUACUUUUCUUAUGAUUACUGCUUCAUUCAGUUUUCAUUUAUAAAAAUGUAUAACCUUUUCCACAGAUUCCUACUCUCUAAGCUGUGUAACCAACAUGACUAAUAAUAAGGUAAGUUCAGCUUCACACUAUAAAAGCAACAUUUUUAAAUAUCUCCAAUAUUUUUCUCUUAUUGAACAGUUUACUCUUGAUCUGAUCCCCACAUAUUUUUCCAUCUGUUCACGUGAAAUUUAUGAUGAUUCUUUUGAAAACAGCCACCUGAUGACAUUCCAGAUCACACAUUUACCUCAGUCACUUUCAGUGUUAGCAACAGCAAAUAAUCAUUGUGCUUCUCUUUUCCUGCAGGCACAUGGUCCUACUUAUGACAACAUAGGGUUUCAGCGUGAGGAAGGACCCCCUGCAUAUACCGCGCAACAGGGGGUAUACCCUUCUCUCCCACAAAAUACCCCCGUCUAUGUUGCCUUUACCCCCCGAACCAUCAACACCCACCACACUGUGACACCUGGAAUACCACAUAAGAUAGGACAAAAGACAGGAGUAAAGAGAUGCCAGUGGAAAUAUAUACUGUGUGUAUCUCUGUGUGCCGUUCUUGUCCUGGCGGUGGUCGGCCUCUUGCUCUGGUACUUCUUGUACUACCAGUGUUUACUGGGGAAGUCGUGCAGAAGUGGUGGAGCGUGUCUGAGCGCCUCUCAGUGGUGUGAUGGAGUCCAGGACUGUUCACAUGGAGAGGAUGAAGCUCAGUGCUUUCGCCUCCACGGGACCAACUUCGUGCUAGAGAGUUACUCAUCAGACAGCCAGUCGUGGAUGCCCGUGUGUGCCGAGAACUGGGACAACAGCUAUGGGAUUGCUGUGUGUGAGCAGAUGGGCUACAAUAGGCAGGAUUAUAUGUCCUUCUCUCGAGCCAAUGCAGGUUCUUUGGCCGCAAGGGGAUACAUGAAGAUGAAGCCUGGAUAUUACCAUGGAUCAGUUAUACAGUCCCAGCUAAUUCACAGCCAAAGCUGCUCAGCAGCUGUUGCUCUUCGUUGUACUGACUGUGGACAGAGUUCAGCAGCCCCCAGUACUCGUAUCGUAGGUGGUACAGAGGCGGUAAACGGGGCCUGGCCGUGGCAGGUCAGUCUCCAGAUUAAUGAUCAUCACUUGUGCGGAGGCUCCAUUAUCAGCAGUAACUGGAUCGUAUCUGCUGCACACUGCUUCCAAGAUUACCCCAAUCCUGGAAUGUGGAGAGUACGCUCUGGGGGUGUGAGCUUGAUUCAAAUGAGCUCAGGAAAUGGCAAAGCAGUUCAAAAAAUCAUCAGUCAUGAAAAAUAUGACACAAACACACAUGACAAUGACAUUGCUCUUCUAAAGCUCUAUACACCUCUGAGAUUUACAAGAACAGUGAGGCCAGUGUGUCUCCCCAACUUUGGCGUGGACCUGCUUGCAGGACAUCAAGCCUGGAUUACAGGAUGGGGAGCCUUGCGGUCAUCUGGACCGACCCCCUACAUACUAAAUCAGGCUGAGGUGACCGUUUACAGCAGGGAGACAUGCAACAGACGUGAGAUCUUAAGUGGGGCAAUCACUGAGACCAUGAUCUGUGCUGGCAAACUGCAGGGAGGAGUAGACUCAUGUCAAGGUGACAGUGGGGGGCCCCUGGUGUUCAAGGAGGGAAACGUGUGGUGGCUGGCAGGGGACACUAGCUGGGGGAUUGGAUGUGCUUGGAGGAAUAAGCCAGGAGUCUACGGCAAUGUAACCUACUUUACUGACUGGAUACAUGAGCAAAUGAAGAAUGAGUGACGGAGUUGUCAGUGAAAAUGAAGACAAACCUCUUCAAUUAAUCAGUGUUCCCCAUCACACGCUUUGCUCUCGGAAGUUGAAUAAGGGAACUUAUUAAUCGGAAAGAUUUUCCAAAAAAACAAUCACAGAUUUUACAAAUAAAACCAAAUGUAUCAUUUCAUUAUUUUUAUAUGCUUGU
Molecule: messenger RNA, 4125 nt
Organism: Thunnus maccoyii (southern bluefin tuna)
Lineage: Eukaryota; Metazoa; Chordata; Actinopteri; Scombriformes; Scombridae
Gene: tmprss2
Product: transmembrane serine protease 2
Exons: 12
Coding region: 2271-3947 (558 amino acids)
Biological process (GO): proteolysis
Cellular component (GO): membrane
Molecular function (GO): serine-type endopeptidase activity; protein binding
Source: RefSeq, a predicted model, not a curated record